GCCAAAUAUAACCAAAAGUAUAAAUAAUUCUCUCUCUAUAUAUAUAUCUCUAAAUCAUAAACAUUAGACAGACAGAAAAUCUCCUGUUUUUUAGGAAGACAAAGAUUUACACAACAAAUUAAUUCAAUGGCUCUCCUUUCAUACUUUAGAGAUCGAGAAAGGAUCAGAAACAUGAAUGUUAAUGGUGAUCGUGAUCACAACAAAGAUGAUGCAACACAAAUGCAACCGCAACAAGAAAGGAAAACACAAACACAAACAGAAAGAAAAACCGAAACACUACAAAUAGAAGCACAAACGCCGCUUUCUUCAAUUGCGAAAGCGUUUGAGGAGAUAUCGGAUUUGAUUCAGAAGGAUAAGGAUGUUGAUUUACGUUUGAAGCCCUUUUGUGAAGCGUGUACCCAUAUUUCUGUUCUUUUUGGUUGUCUUGGCAUUGCUUUCAAAUUCGCCGAAAUGGAAUACACCGCUAAGGUUCGUGAUCUUCUCGAGGCAUCAAAGAACUUCAACACUUUAAGUACUGUCGUCGACCAUGACUUAAAAAACAAGACAGUAAAAUCACCUGGGAGCCAUACCCGUAAUCUUCGCAGAGUUAGGCAGGGUCUAGAUCUUAUCAGAGAAUUAUUUCAGAAUUUUUUAUCUGCCGAAAACCACUCACUUAAAAAAGCAGCUACAACAGCAUAUCAACAAGUUUGUGCACCAUACCACACAUGGGCAGUCAGAACCGCGGUUUCUGCAGGAAUGUGCACUCUUCCUACAAGGGGUCAACUUUUGAUGAAUCUAAAUGAAACAGAUAAAUCAGCAGAGAAAGAAAUGAGGAGGUAUAUAAAAGCAUCACUUGAUGUUAUAAAAACCAUUGACAAUCUUUACAUUGCUCGGGGGAUUAAAUUAGAUUGGUGACUUUAUAUUAUGAUCAGAGUCGGGUUGGGUUGGGCUCCAGAAUCGCUAACUGUAAUAAUCGUCGACAAGGAUGCCUGUCUUCAUGGCAAAAGUCCCCUUAUUUGCAUACACAGAUUCUUACUCCUUUGAUUUGUGUAGUAGUGUAGAUAUGUAUUAUGAUAGAUCGGUAUCUACAUUGGCGUUGGGGAGAACUAUCAGCUAAUAUCUAAUCUGCUAAUUUUCAGAGUUAUUGUCAA
Messenger RNA from Erigeron canadensis, 1130 nucleotides. Its product is annotated as ACD11 homolog protein. Gene Ontology annotation, molecular function: ceramide 1-phosphate transfer activity; ceramide 1-phosphate binding. Gene Ontology annotation, biological process: intermembrane lipid transfer; ceramide transport. The record is from RefSeq and is a predicted model, not a curated record. The transcript has 5 exons. The coding region runs from base 127 to 894 and encodes 255 amino acids. Gene Ontology annotation, cellular component: membrane; cytosol; cytoplasm. Lineage: Eukaryota; Viridiplantae; Streptophyta; Magnoliopsida; Asterales; Asteraceae.